This is a messenger RNA of Gloeophyllum trabeum ATCC 11539, 1373 nucleotides long. Its product is annotated as NAD-dependent deacetylase sirtuin-2. The record is from RefSeq and is a predicted model, not a curated record. The coding region runs from base 153 to 1373 and encodes 406 amino acids. Gene Ontology annotation, molecular function: histone deacetylase activity, NAD-dependent; NAD+ binding. The transcript is spliced from 7 exons. NCBI's taxonomy places the organism in Eukaryota, Fungi, Basidiomycota, Agaricomycetes, Gloeophyllales, Gloeophyllaceae.
AUCGCAUUUGCGGGAGGCUAUAGCUUAUGCCAUUGCGACUGUGAUCGUCACUCUCCUCGUCCACAGCCGUACUGUAUUCGUGCAUCCUGCCGUCAAUUAUCGACCGCCUCUUCAGCCUCUUCAAGCCGAAUCCUUAUAGCCUAAGUCUAGCUAUGUUCAGCUUUCUCAAAGGGAACCAGAGGUAUGAGGGCAAGCCGACCGUGCUGGAGGCGUGCGAUCUAGCUUCGAUCGUGAAGUAUAUGAAAUCAGACAAGUGCAAGAGGGUGUUUAUCAUGAACGGAGCAGGUAUCAGCACCUCCUCUGGAAUACCUGACUUUAGAUCCCCAGACACCGGCCUCUAUGCCAACCUUGCCAGACUCAACCUCCCCUACCCUGAGGCUGUCUUCGAGAUCAACUUCUUCCGCAGGAAUCCCAAGCCAUUCUACAUGCUAGCGAAAGAGCUGUAUCCAGGCAACUUCCGCCCGACUCCCGCGCACUCUUUCAUCAAGGUCCUCGACAACCACAAGAAGCUCGUGAAAUGCUUCACGCAGAACAUCGACACCCUAGAACGGCGCGCGGGCGUCCCCGACGAUAAGCUCGUCGAAGCGCACGGGAGCUACGCGUCGCAGCGGUGCAUAGACUGCAAACGCCCGUACGACGCGCAGAAGCUGAAGGACAAGCUGUACAAGGAGGAGGUUGCGAGGUGCGAGAAGUGCGGCGGGCUGGUGAAGCCGGAUAUCGUGUUCUUCGGGGAAUCGCUUCCGCCACUAUUCCACCGUUCGAUCCCACUGCUCCAAUCUGCGGACCUGCUGAUUGUGAUGGGGACGUCGCUGGUGGUCCACCCCUUCGCCUCGCUCGUGGACCUGGUCCCGGAGGAUUGCCCGCGGCUGCUCAUCAACCUCGAGCAUGUCGGCGAUUUUGGCAGCCGCCCGAACGACGUCGUGUACCUCGGGAAAUGCGACGACGGCGUGCGCGAGCUUUGUCGGUUGCUUGGCUGGGACAAGGAGCUGGAGAGGGAAUGGGAGAAGACGAAGUAUACACUGGAGCGGUUGCAGGAGGAUGUGGCUAAGACGGAGGUUAAGGAGAAGGAGGCGGAGGAGAAGGUGAGUCAGGCGAGGACGGAUGCGGAGAAAGAGGAAGCGCAGAAGGAGUUGAAGGCGGCGGAGUUAGAGGAGAAGAAGACAAAGGAGGAGGAGGCUAGGAUCAGGAAAUUGAGGAGUGAGGAGGAGGAGUUGCCGCGGGAGGUGGACGAGUUGGCGAAGGAGAUUGGAGAGUCGCUCGCUGUCUCGGAUAAGGGGGAUGUAAAGCCUGAGGUGACUACCGGCUCAGAGCCAGAAGCCGAGGAAGAGAAAGAUGGUACGGAGGAUCUGAAGGGUCCUGAAGGUAAACUCUAG